CUGACUGGAUAUUAAACCCAUGAACGGUCCUACACUGAAACUAUCCCUUGGAACCUGAAGUACUUACUGGCCCAAAAAUGAAAUAAAAUAAAAUAAAAUUAGUGUAUGGCGAUUGCGGCAGCAUCUGCAUCUCAAUUUGUUGGCCCUAUUCUGAAUUUAACCAAAUUGGUCGUUGUCGUCCUCCUCGCCCUUACUCCCAAUCGAUGGAAGACCCUUCAACGCAAGACAGAGAGCACUUUGGAAUGUUGCAGCAUGGAUGCGAGCACUACAAGAGAAGGUGCAAAAUUCGAGCUCCGUGCUGUGACCAGAUCUUCCCAUGUCGUCACUGCCACAACGAGGCCAUGAGCUCUCUUGACAACCCCAAAGAGCGCCAUGAACUGGUCAGACGUGAUGUUAAGCAAGUUAUAUGUUCAGUCUGUGAUGCUGAGCAGGAGGUUGCCAAAGUGUGUUCUAAUUGUGGUGUCAACAUGGGAGAAUAUUAUUGCGAGAUUUGCAAAUUCUAUGACGAUGAUACAGAUAAAGGGCAAUUCCAUUGCGAGGAAUGUGGUAUUUGCAGGGUUGGUGGUCGUGAUAACUACUUUCAUUGUCAGAAAUGUGGUGUGCCCCCUUACCAACAUCAUGCUAGCUUCUUGGUUUUUACGAGUAUAAUAUUAUUUCUUGUUUUGUUUUGUAUGAGUACAGGAUCUUGCUAUGCAGUGGGCCUGAAAAAUAAUCACUUAUGUGUAGAGAACUCAAUGAAAAGCCACUGCCCUGUCUGCUAUGAGUAUCUAUUUGACUCAAUUAAAGGCACCACAAUUAUGAGGUGUGGACAUACGAUGCAUAUGGAAUGCUUUCAAGAGAUGGAAGCCCAAAAUCAGUACCGUUGUCCUGUCUGCUUGAAGUCGAUAUUCAAUAUGUCGCAGAAUUGGAGAAAUCUAGAUCUUGAGAUUGAAGCUGUUCCGAUGCCUCAGGAGUAUAAGAUUGAGGUCUCGAUUCUGUGCAAUGAUUGCAAUACCCCCAGCGUUGUGUCCUUUCACAUUUUAGGUCACAAGUGCGGGCAAUGCGGUUCGUACAACACCCGUAGGAUUUCAACUCCUGAACAUCAAUGAAGGUUUAUGGUUUAAUUGCUUAUACCAGAUUACAACUACAAAUUCGCCGUUUCCCUUUCUGUUUGCCGUAAAAAAUAAAAAGACAGAGAACAAUUCCAGUUAGACCGACGGCCUCAUGUUGUAUUACUAUUUCAAAGGAAAUUGCAGUUAUCUUGUUUGUA
Molecule: messenger RNA, 1249 nt
Organism: Prosopis cineraria
Lineage: Eukaryota; Viridiplantae; Streptophyta; Magnoliopsida; Fabales; Fabaceae
Product: E3 ubiquitin-protein ligase MIEL1
Exons: 11
Coding region: 204-1088 (294 amino acids)
Biological process (GO): ubiquitin-dependent protein catabolic process; protein ubiquitination
Cellular component (GO): nucleus
Molecular function (GO): zinc ion binding; ubiquitin protein ligase activity
Source: RefSeq, a predicted model, not a curated record